Suillus fuscotomentosus is the source of this 519-nucleotide messenger RNA. RefSeq lists its product as uncharacterized. Bases 1 to 519 code for a protein of 172 amino acids. NCBI's taxonomy places the organism in Eukaryota, Fungi, Basidiomycota, Agaricomycetes, Boletales, Suillaceae. The record is from RefSeq and is a predicted model, not a curated record. The transcript has a single exon.
AUGGAGUGUCAACCUGAGUCUUCUGGUGGUGACUCGGAGGGGAUUGAGGAUGUGAUGAAGUCGUUGACUAUGCACUCUCAUAAAGCUAGUUGCAGUGGCCUACGUGGUCGAAGUCCAGCCACCUCUCACCGUCCAUCAGCAUCUGGGUCUAAUACUCGUUCAGCAUCAGAAUCUCGCAAGCGGCCACAUGAUUUAGGAGCAGAGGUUACGAAGAAGCUAACUGAUGCCUCUGACUCACUUCUACUCCACAUGCAGGAUAAGUCGGAUUCCAAAGCCUCGAGCAAGCGGAUGAAGUUUGACUAUGCUAAGUUUUCAAAGGAGUUAAAGGCCCGUGAAGCUCACGCUGAGCAUGAACAUGAUGCACGCAGAUUCAUUGCUACUCAUAGUCAUGAACGUGCCAUGUCUGAGGACAAGACAAGGCAGCUGGAGUUAGAGAUCAGACUUGAAGAGGCCAAGUAUCGUCACUUGGCAAUGGAGCGUUUUGGUAGGGACGGUACUACUGAUGAUGACGCCAAUUGA